This is a messenger RNA of Cucurbita moschata (crookneck pumpkin), 2587 nucleotides long. Its product is annotated as GTP-binding protein OBGC, chloroplastic. The record is from RefSeq and is a predicted model, not a curated record. The transcript has 7 exons. NCBI's taxonomy places the organism in Eukaryota, Viridiplantae, Streptophyta, Magnoliopsida, Cucurbitales, Cucurbitaceae. Gene Ontology annotation, cellular component: mitochondrion. Bases 33 to 2045 code for a protein of 670 amino acids. Gene Ontology annotation, molecular function: GTP binding; GTPase activity; magnesium ion binding.
AGUGCAAAUUUGCCGCUUCAUCGGAUUUGGAAAUGGCUGCCAUUUCAAUUUGCUUUGCUCCGCAAGCUCUUGCACGGCCCAGAAUUCGAAACCCUAGAAGAAUACAGUCGCCCAAGAAGCUUCGAGGGAACGACAAGCUUGAUCGUAAUAGCGUUAAGAUAAGAACCAAUUCGAAGGAGUUAUCUUCCAUUGGCGUUGAAGCCACUACCUAUACUCGCCUCCCUCCCAGGGAAGACUUCGCUCUUCUUAGCUUUGAUUCCCCGUCUUUUGAUUCUACUUCUUCUUCUUCUUCGAAGGUUUCGUCCGAGGUGAAGCUUUUGGAUUCGGAUGUUGCGAUAAUUGAGGAGGAAAAUGAUUUGGAUUCUUUGAACUACGAAGAGAGGGAGGAAAAAGAGGAAGGAGGAUUGGAUGGGAAUUUGGGUUUUGGGAAUGGCUAUGGGAAGUUUGAAGUGUUUGAGGGGGAGUAUGACUCUGAAAUGGAGGAGUAUGGCGAUGAUAGUGAAGUGGAAGAGGAAGAGGAAGAGGAAGAGGAAGAGGAAGAGUUAGAUGAGGAAGGAGAGAAGGUUUUGGCAUUUAGGAAGGGGAGAUUUGUUGAUACUGAUGAAGUGGAAACCUAUUAUGAUGGUGCUUAUGAAGCUGGCGAAGAAGAUGUGAAGGAGAAGGGGCUGCCAGCAGUAAUGCGGUGCUUUGAUCGAGCGAAAAUCUAUGUGAAAGCUGGAGAUGGUGGCAAUGGCGUUGUGGCAUUUCGGCGCGAGAAGUAUGUGCCGCUGGGUGGCCCUUCAGGAGGAGAUGGAGGGAGAGGUGGGAAUGUGUAUGUUGAAGUUGAUGCGUCAAUGAAUUCGCUAUUACCAUUUCGAAAUGGUAUACAUUUUCGUGCAGGAAGGGGUAGUCAUGGGCAGGGGAGAAUGCAAAACGGGGCGAAGGGUGAGGAUGUGGUGGUGAAGGUGGCCCCUGGAACAGUGAUCAGAGACGCAUUUAGCCAGGAGAUUCUGUUGGAAUUGUUACAUCCGGGGCAGCGGGCUCUGUUGCUGCGCGGUGGACGAGGUGGAAGAGGCAAUGCAUCAUUCAAAUCCGGGUCAAAUAAGGUUCCGAAGAUUUCAGAGAAUGGAGAAGAGGGUUCAGAAAUGUGGUUGGAGUUGGAGCUAAAGCUUGUUGCAGACGUUGGAAUCGUCGGGGCACCAAAUGCAGGGAAAAGCACACUUUUGAGCGUGAUAAGUGCUGCCCAGCCAGCCAUAGCAAAUUACCCUUUUACUACCCUACUCCCAAACUUAGGUGUUGUUUCUUUUGACUAUGACUCAACUGUGGUGGUAGCAGAUCUUCCAGGAUUACUUGAAGGCGCACACGAGGGGUUUGGCUUAGGCCAUGAGUUUCUACGUCACACUGAAAGGUGUUCUGCACUGGUGCAUGUGGUCGAUGGGUCAGGACCACAACCUGAAUAUGAAUUUGAUGCUGUUCGUUUGGAGUUAGAGCUCUUUAGCCCCGAACUAGCUGAAAAGCCCUAUCUUGUUGCCUAUAACAAAAUGGAUCUUCCUGAAGCUUACGAAAACUGGCCAGCAUUCAAGGAAAAGCUUCAAGCUCGUGGGAUUGAAACUUUUUGUAUGAGUGCCGUACAAAGAGAGGGCACUCAUGAAGUCAUCAGUGCUGCAUAUCAGUUACUAAGGGAAACUAAAGAAGCCAGGGAAUUUCAAGGUGGGAAAAUACCAGAGAAUCUGGACCAUGUGGCAGAUAGAAUACACAAGCAACGUAGUGCUUCUAUUGAUGACUUUGAAAUUGUUCGUGAUAGCGGUUCCUGGCAUGUAGUUGGAUCUGGUUUACAACGAUUUGUUCAGAUGACAAAUUGGCGUUACAUGGAGUCCGAAAGAAGGUUCCAACAUGUCAUGGAGGCAUGUGGUGUCAACAAGUCUCUCAGAAAACUUGGCAUCAAGGAGGGUGACACGGUAUUUGUUGCAGAGAUGGAGAUGAUCUGGCAUGAUUCACCCAAUAGCUCUGGUCCAUCUAAUAUGAAGAAAAGAUCAGAUUCUGUGAAAUGGCCAGAGUGGAAGUAACUCGCCUUUGUUUGCUCACUGGUAGCUUGAUGCUGAUAACGGAAGGAUGAAUUUUCUCCAUGGACCAGAUGAACAGCCUUACACAUCCAGGAGAUCCGAAUGGAGCAGCACUAUUUUAUGGUAACCUUUGCACCCAACUCUCAAACGCUAAAUUAAAUGAGUAGAAAGGAGAUCGAAUAUUUCAUGAAAAUUGCGGUCGAGUCGAUCACGUACCAUAAAUAGACACAGCAUAGACUUCGUAAAGUUUAUGUCAAAUUAGAGUGUUGUUACAUAACUGUUGCAGUUGCAAGGUUCUAGGCUGUUUGAUAUAAAGUGCUGGUUAGAUUAUUCGUUGUGUAACCAUCAUAUUCUAUGUGUAAACUAUGUAGAAAUAAACACUGAUCUAUCAAUUUUCUCUCUUUUUUUUAUUUUUAUUUUGUGCAAGGCUUCAUAAUAGACAAUCUAAGAACAUAGGCACUCAAAUUAGAAAAUGAAUUAGUGUUUGUAUUGAAAGUUCAAUAACCCUUGUAUUAUUAUAACCUAUAUUGUUUCGUUUAUCUCUC